Messenger RNA from Dendrobium catenatum, 931 nucleotides. RefSeq lists its product as uncharacterized. Bases 100 to 699 code for a protein of 199 amino acids. The record is from RefSeq and is a predicted model, not a curated record. NCBI's taxonomy places the organism in Eukaryota, Viridiplantae, Streptophyta, Magnoliopsida, Asparagales, Orchidaceae. The transcript is spliced from 3 exons.
UCCGCUUUCCUUGAACACUUUACUACUCCCUUUCUCAUUGUGUGCGGUUUUGCUUUAGAGUGUGGGAGAGGAGAGAGGCGAAGCUUGGAGAAGUGAGCAAUGGGAGAGGGGAAGAGCUCGACGCUCGUCCACAUACUGGUGGUGGUUCUUAGCCUCACAGCCUUUGGCUUCGCUAUCGCCGCCGAACGGCGUCGGAGCACUGGAAAGGUAAUCACUGAUAUUUCAAACCAUAAUAUAACCUACUGCAUUUAUGAUUCGGAUAUCGCAACGGGUUAUGGAGUAGGAGCUUUCUUGUUCCUCUUCUCCACCCAAGCUCUUCUCAUGGUUGUCACAAAGUGCAUGUGCUUCGGCCGACCAUUGGCCCCUGGUAGUAACAGAGCUUGGACCAUUAUUUAUUUUGCUUCUUCAUGUAAGUUCUACAAAAACUCUGGCAGGCUAACUUUUCUGAUAGCUGAAUCUUGUCUGAUUGCUGGAGCGAGAAAUAACGCCUAUCACACGAAGUACAGGCAUGUGAUCUAUGUUCAAAACUGGACUUGUUCUUCUCUGCGAAAAGGAGUCUUCAUAGCAGGAGCAGUUUUUGUGGUUUUCACAAUGAUACUAAACGUGUAUUAUUACAUGUAUUUUGCAAAGGUGAUGAAUCAGUCUGCUCGGAAAACAGAUCGUGUGAGUUCGAGCAUUGGAAUAACCGGUUACAAAUGAACUCAACCCAAUCAAUAUAGUGUAAGACCUUAAAAAGGUAUUGCAACCUAUAACAAUAUUAUGUCAUAGUUUCCUGUCAUGUAUGGUUUUAGAGUUUGGAAGGUUAAUGCUAGUUUUUUUUUAUACUAUAGAUUUCUAAUGUUUUGCAAUAAAUCUCUUUAGAAUGAACUUUUUUCCAUUAUAUCAAUUACUUUGUAAUUUUAUCAAUUUUUACUAUUUCCUUAUUACUUAA